AUGGUGGAGCACGGCGACGCGGCGCGGUGGUGGAGCGCGGGGACUGCUGCUGGCGAAGAGACUACUGAGCGCGCCUUCCGACCUUCGGCGCAUGGACUGCUGCUGGCGAAGAGGAAGACAGACGAGGCGUGGUGGUGGAGCGCGGCGCCGUGGCGUGCUGGAUGCUGGCGCUGGAUUUUGCCUCGGCGGGAUGGAGAGGAACAGUCGAACAGAGGAACGUCUAGACGAGGUGGAGGGCGGCAUUUGAUUUAG
Linum trigynum is the source of this 252-nucleotide messenger RNA. Lineage: Eukaryota; Viridiplantae; Streptophyta; Magnoliopsida; Malpighiales; Linaceae. The record is from the annotation of a GenBank genome assembly.